Molecule: messenger RNA, 309 nt
Organism: Suillus bovinus
Lineage: Eukaryota; Fungi; Basidiomycota; Agaricomycetes; Boletales; Suillaceae
Exons: 1
Source: RefSeq, a predicted model, not a curated record
CUGUGCUUUUUCUUGUUCAAGUACAAGUGGGUCCUAUAUGAGUGCGCUGUUGUUCAUUGGUUCAAUGUCAUCAGCAAAGCUCCUGAUGAAGACAUGGGCAUGUGGAUAGUUCAGCCAUCCUUUGAUGGACGUUCACCAAAUAUAUCUGUAAUGCACAUAAAUGCAAUCUACCAUGCGGCUCAUCUCCUUCCUAUCUAUGGUACUGAUUAUAUCCCUUGCAACAUUAAUUUUUACCAUUCAUUAGACACAUUCCAUGCUUUCUACAUCAACAAGUUGGCUGACCAUCAUGCAUUUGAAAUUGCAUUUUAA